This is a messenger RNA of Phodopus roborovskii (desert hamster), 1944 nucleotides long. It is a transcript of the gene M6pr, whose product is annotated as mannose-6-phosphate receptor, cation dependent. The coding region runs from base 29 to 1090 and encodes 353 amino acids. Gene Ontology annotation, molecular function: protein domain specific binding. Gene Ontology annotation, cellular component: trans-Golgi network; endosome; Golgi apparatus. NCBI's taxonomy places the organism in Eukaryota, Metazoa, Chordata, Mammalia, Rodentia, Cricetidae. The record is from RefSeq and is a predicted model, not a curated record. Gene Ontology annotation, biological process: protein targeting to lysosome. The transcript has 7 exons.
AGGAAAGGGGCGAUGGUUCUUCGGUCACAUGCCGCGGGGUCUAGUGGGAGGAGCAGUUGCUCAGCAGCCUCUCGCCGCUUCCUGUUUCCGGUUUUUGGAGCAGGGAGCAGAGCGACGCUUUGGGGAGCGCUGGCCUCAGACAGGAACGGAGGACUGGGGUCUGCGGCCCGCCGCUCUCUGGCCGCGUGUCCCAACCCCAGGGCCACACUCUUGGGGGCUUCUUACCUUCAGCUGCUGCGUUUUCCGUGACACGAUGCUCCCCUUCUCUGGCUGUUGGAGGACUGAUCUGUUCCUGUUGCUAGUCCUGGCUUUGGCUGUGAGUGAAUCCUGGCAGGCAGAAGAAAAGUCUUGUGACCUGAUAGGAGACAAUGAUAAGGAGUCAAAGCAAGAGCAGGCUCUCCUGGAGAGGCUACGGCCACUGUUUAACAAAAGUUUUGAGAGCACUGUGGGCCAGGGCUCAGACACAUACAGCUAUAGAUUCAGAGUAUGCCGGGAAGCUGGCAACCACUCCUCUGGGGCAGGCCUGGUGCAGAUCAACAAAAAUAAUGGGAAGGAGACGGUGGUCGGGAGAAUCAACGAGACUCACCUCUUCAAUGGAAGUAAUUGGAUCAUGCUGAUAUAUAAAGGGGGUGAUGAAUACGACAACCACUGUGGCAAAGAACAGCGUCGAGCCGUGGUGAUGAUCUCCUGCAACCGACACACAUUAGCGGGCAAUUUUAACCCAGUGUCUGAGGAACGAAACAAAGUCCAAGAUUGUCUGUACCUCUUCGAGAUGGACAGCAGUGUAGCCUGUUCACCAGAGGCUUCUCACCUCAGUGUAGGCUCCAUCUUACUGGUCAUAUUUGCAUCAUUGGUUGCUGUCUACAUUAUUGGAGGUUUCCUUUACCAGCGACUGGUGGUGGGAGCCAAGGGGAUGGAGCAGUUUCCCCAUUUGGCCUUCUGGCAAGAUCUUGGCAACCUGGUAGCUGACGGUUGUGACUUUGUGUGCCGCUCCAAACCCCGCAAUGUGCCUGCUGCCUAUCGUGGAGUUGGGGAUGACCAGCUGGGGGAAGAAUCAGAAGAAAGGGAUGAUCAUUUGCUACCAAUGUGAUUGCACUUUUAAUGUCCAGCCACCUCUUCAGUCCCCAAACCAAAGCAUACACAGCCAGACUUCUCAAGCCGUCUCCUCAUCUCUCGCCUUGCCCUUAACACUCUUGCUUUCCAGUUGGCUUUUGAUUUGACCCUAAACUGCCUCCUUUUGCUCCUAUUGUUUCUCCUCUGCACAAAUACAGUGGAAGGUAGACAUAGGGUCUUUGGGGUUGAUUCUUGUGCCGUCAGGAAGAGCAAGGACAGCUAAAUGGACAGAAAGCCAGGAAGGAGCCCUGUCUGUCUAAACACUUUCACAUUGAGACACUGGAUUUAAUUAAAAAAGAAAGAAAGAAAGAAAAGCAAAGAUUACUUGUACCUUUGAUUGCUUCCUGUUGUCGAUGUCCCUGUAGCAGUCUGAGGGUCUGAGUGUGACUGCAUAGUUGCUUUGCAGUGCUUACCUGGCUUUAGCCCAAAUACUGCCAUUUGCUUUGAGCCUAGAGUGACUCACUUAAAUAUCCCUUGUGUGGGAUUAGGAUAGGAAAAAUGUGAAAUUUCCCAACUGCAGGAUUCUAAGGUGCCAUCACACUGUUUAUAGGUCUUUCCAUGGCUUAAUAGCUAGAAUUGGACUCUGAGCUGUUGUUAUAAAUCCUUAUGUAGCCCAAGUACCUAAUCAAGCAGUCCUACUAAAGGACAUACACCCAUGCUCUAGAGGCCCCAGAACCUGUUACCUUGUGGUGGGAUUUCCGGUUUCCUUCUGUUUACAGGAAAAGCUGGUAAGCCUGUUAUUGCUCACUUCGCUCUACGCGUACUUCUCAACUUGUGUUGCACUUUUCUCACAGGUCUGUAGUUUGGCUUUUUGUAUUUUUCCCAAUCUUA